Vigna unguiculata (cowpea) is the source of this 2122-nucleotide messenger RNA. It is a transcript of the gene NBS1, whose product is annotated as nijmegen breakage syndrome 1. Lineage: Eukaryota; Viridiplantae; Streptophyta; Magnoliopsida; Fabales; Fabaceae. Gene Ontology annotation, molecular function: damaged DNA binding; protein binding. The record is from RefSeq and is a predicted model, not a curated record. Gene Ontology annotation, biological process: mitotic G2 DNA damage checkpoint signaling; double-strand break repair via homologous recombination. Gene Ontology annotation, cellular component: Mre11 complex.
CUAUUUACUUUCCCCCUUCGCUCUUUAGUGCUUCAGAGUUUAACAAAGAAGAAUCAUGGUGUGGGGACUCUUCCCCGUUGAUCCUCUUUCAGGUGAAGAUAAGUACUAUAUUUUCAAAACUGGAAUUUACAAAGUUGGUCGAAAAGGUUGUGAUGUGAUAAUCACUAAAGAUAAAGGUGUUUCUCGGGUUCAUGCAGAAAUAGUUGUUAAUACGAUGAACCUGGUAAAUUCUUUACCAAAUGAAUGUUCUCAUUUGUCACCCAGUAUACAUAUUAGAGAUUGCUCCAAGUAUGGGACAUUUAUUAGCAAAAAUGUUGGGCCCAAGAAAAAAGUUCAUGAGCUACCAAACAAACAAACACCACUAGAGGAUGGUGACUUUGUCUCUUUUGGCACCGGUAGUGCUACCUAUAAGUUUUGCCAUGUACCCCUCGUUUUUUUCAUCUGUUCCUCAAAUGAAGUGGAUCAAUCCUUUCAAGAGAAAAUUUCAUCAAUUGGUGCUAGUUUUACUCAUACCUUAGGUGAAGGGUGCACACAUGUACUGGUAGAUCAACUCAUGCCGUUGAAGAAGGAUCUUGUUGAUGCUGUUGUGGCAAAAAAAUCUUGUGUUCUUAAAAAUUGGCUUGAGUUUUUUGCGGAAAAGAAUAUCAGCAUUGAAAUUCCUAGCUGUCAUUCUAGAUAUAUUCCAACAGUGUCAGUGGACGGAGAAUCUAUAAAAAUUGUCGACCCCAGAUCGCGUGAAGAUUGUUUGAAAGGAUACACUUUUUUGUUGGAAUCUGAGCAUUUGUAUAAAUUUCAGGAUCAGCUAAAAUCUUUAUUGGAAGUGGCUGGUGCAAAAGUUGUUUCCUCCGGAGAGUUUUGUUCAAAUAGUCAAGAUUCAAAUUAUGGAGAGGAUAAUCAUGUGGUUUGUGUCAUCCCAGAAAGACCAGCAUGCAAGUCUAAUCUCUCUGAUAAACUGAAUUCCUUGCUUAGAGUUAGUGAGAUAGAUAUAAUUUGUGCUGCUCUGAGUGGACAGCUAGAUCUCUCUAUUUUGAGAUCACCAUGCAUACUUGUUUCGUCAUCAUGCUCUACAGAUGAGACAAUUGUUGCAGAUUCAGAUACAGAAGUUGAAACAGCCACGUCAGCCCGUUCCACUGAAGCAUUAAGCAACGACAAUAAUGUAAAAUAUGAAAAAACAGAAGAAAUAUAUGACGAUUCUUACACUUUGGAUAAGAGAAAACAUGAGAGUAUAGAGGCAUCCUCAGAUGAUGUUUUAACCAGAUUGCAUGACAUUAAACGUACAAAAACAGAAAAAUCCUUGGAUGGUGCUUCUGUCAGAUCACAUGCUACCAACUUCGGGAACGAUAACGAUGGUGUCAAAGUAAAGAAAGACAACGUUGAUGAUAAUGAAACUGGAAAUUCAGAUGUUGUUUACAGCCAAAAUUUAAUUGUUCGAGAUACAAACAUACGGAGUAGCAUAAGCACUUCACCAAGCAGCAGUUUUCCAAAUUUUAAAUGUUUCAGAAAGGCACACACUCAGUCAGGUAAUAGCUUUGACAAUCUUGUUCCAUUUGCAAAAUAUCCAUACAAGGAUUCUGACUGUGGGGAUGAUGAAAUGUCUGAGUUAGUGAAGGAGGAGAAAAGGCGUAAGAAAAUGGAAGCUGUCGCAGAUGAACUAUUUAAUAAUGAGAAGGCGAGGAAACGAGGCGCAGCUGGUUCACGAGGCACUGUUGGUUCUCUUCGUAGCAUUCUUUCUUCAUGAAGUGGGCAUGGUGGAAUGCUACUGCAGAGAUUUCUCCAAAGUCGUGGCUUCAAAGAUACUGCGCACUUGAUGCCAUUUUCAAUUGAAGGUUGAGUUUUUCACUCGUCUGGGUUUUGAUCGAGAAUGGAGUGAGGUUAUUGUUGGUCGUAUAUGGUGACACUCUUCCUCGUAUCUUUGAGAGGGCUCUUGAAGGAUCUGUCUAGUGUUGCUUGUUAGCAUAUGAAGUACAGCAAGAGUUGAUAUCUUAGAGGAGUGAGAUGAUCAUAUUAUCUUGGAUAGUGAAACAAUAUAAUGUGGUGUGUUGAUAUAAAACACAUUUUACGAAUUAAACUUUGUAUGGUAAUCCUAAACACUGUAAAUCAUAUUUAUUCUCUUGCUUUGUGA